AAAUGAAUAUUCUGUAGGUCCAAUAAAAACAUUACAAUUUAACCAAAAUUUAAACGUCAAAAAGAUUACGUACAUUUCGAAAAUUUUUCGUUUAAUAAUGGAAUUCUGCAAAUAAAAUGCAAUAUGGCUUUUAGUAAAAUUAUAACUUUGGGCGAACUAUGCACUAUAAAACCGGUGUUUUUAAGUAGACAAAACUCUAAAAAUUUCCUACAAAGAUCUUUCAGAAAUCUGCGAAAUAAUAGAAAAAAUGUCGAAUCGAAUACUGAUGUAAAUGCAAAUAGCCUUGCAACUCCUUUUCAAUCAACUAAUUUUGAUCCAUCCAAGUUGAAAAUUAACAAUAUCUGGAAACCUUUAGGUUUCACGGUUGUGUUUAGUACUGCUUGUUAUGGAGGUGCAGCUAUUUGGGAAUAUGAGAAUAUGAGAGCUCAUGCAGCUUCUAUGCUAAAAAGACCUCUUUCUCUAUUCAGAAGAAGAAAUGAAGACAGAUCAUUUCAGCAUCCAUAUAUUAAAGAAAUAACAAAAUGGUGGAACAGUUUAAGUGGUGGAGAAAAAGUAUUUGUUCCAAUAUGUUUCUUGAAUAUAUUGGUAUUUGCAGCAUGGAGAAUACCAAGAUUUCAGCCUUUCAUGUUGAAAUGGUUCUGUUCAAACCCUGGUGGUAGCCACGUUUGUUUACCUAUGUUAUUAUCAACAUUUAGCCACUAUUCAACUUUACAUCUUUUAGCUAAUAUGUAUGUCCUACAUAGUUUCAGCACAGGAGCUGCCCAAGGCUUAGGAAAAGAACAAUUUUUGGGUUUAUACCUCAGUGCAGGUGUUUUCUCUAGUUUGACCAGUCACUUUUAUAAAAUGGUUACAAAGCAACCUGGAUUAUCUUUGGGUGCUUCUGGUGCUAUAAUGGGUAUAUUGGGCUACGUUUGUACACAAUAUCCAGAUACAAGAUUAGGCAUAAUACUUAUCCCUAUGUUCACUUUUUCUGCUGGAACAGCUAUCAAGUUUAUAAUGGGAUUAGAUACUGCUGGUGUACUUCUGGGGUGGAAAUUUUUUGAUCAUGCGGCACAUUUAGGAGGAGCUGCUUUUGGAAUGUUUUGGGCCCUUUAUGGACAUCAACAUUUGUGGCAAAAACGGGAACCAUUUCUCCAAUUAUGGCAUUCAGCAAGAGGAGCUGUCAAGUAGUGUUGAAAACAUUUUAUAUAUUAUAUUUUGAUUUUAUUGAAUGAAUAAAGUGACAAUUGAUUAAA
This is a messenger RNA of Harmonia axyridis, 1235 nucleotides long. RefSeq names its product presenilins-associated rhomboid-like protein, mitochondrial (gene rho-7). Gene Ontology annotation, cellular component: membrane. Lineage: Eukaryota; Metazoa; Arthropoda; Insecta; Coleoptera; Coccinellidae. The transcript has 8 exons. Bases 124 to 1170 code for a protein of 348 amino acids. The record is from RefSeq and is a predicted model, not a curated record. Gene Ontology annotation, molecular function: serine-type endopeptidase activity.